Molecule: messenger RNA, 5217 nt
Organism: Bicyclus anynana (squinting bush brown)
Lineage: Eukaryota; Metazoa; Arthropoda; Insecta; Lepidoptera; Nymphalidae
Product: 1-acyl-sn-glycerol-3-phosphate acyltransferase gamma
Exons: 8
Coding region: 272-1426 (384 amino acids)
Cellular component (GO): endomembrane system
Molecular function (GO): 1-acylglycerol-3-phosphate O-acyltransferase activity
Source: RefSeq, a predicted model, not a curated record
GAACUUGGAGCCGUAUAGUUUAUUUUAUUAAAAAGAAAAUCAGAACUGAUACUUCUAUAUAAGUUUUAAUUCGUUUGUCUGUGGUAAUUUAUUUUAGCUGAAGAAAUCUUUGAACUCUUUCAAAUUUUAUUCGUGAUUCGUGAAUAUUGGCGGAGUUAGCGCCGCAAACUUAUUCUAGAUUGCGAGAUAUGAGCUUCUAAAUUACUGCAGUUGUUAAUAAAAUACCGUAAAUACAGUUUUAUGAAUAAAUUGAAUAGCUGACAUUCGCAAGAUGCUCUACAUAAAUAUUUUGAAACAGUCAACCAUAGUGCAUUUGUGUUUCGCUAUAUCUUAUUUCACAUCAGGCUUAAUAUUAAGUUGUGUUCAGGCCAUUUUAUAUUUUGGCCUAAAGCCAUGCAACAAAACACUGUACAGGAAAAUUAAUUAUUAUCUAUCUUAUUCAUUUUACUGUCAAUUAGUGUUCAUGUCAGAAUGGUGGUCAGGUACAAAAUUGUCUAUAUAUGUUAAGAAGGAUGAAUAUGAUAAAUAUUAUGGAAAGGAACAUGGCUACCUUAUCAUGAAUCACAGUUACGAAGUGGACUGGCUCAUGGGUUGGCAUUUCUGUGAUGGAAUUCAAGUUUUGGGAAACUGUAAAGCCUACGCAAAAAAAUCCAUACAGUACAUGCCGCCUAUAGGAUGGAUGUGGAAAUUUUCAGAGUUUGUAUUUUUGGAGAGGUCAUUUGACAAGGAUAAAGAGAUAAUCAAAACGCAGAUAUCAGAGAUAUGCGACUACCCCGAUCCAGUUUGGCUAUUAUUGACACCAGAAGGUACGCGGUUCACUCAGAAGAAACAUGAGGCAUCGAUCAAGUUCGCCACAGAGAAGAACCUGCCGGUACUGAAGCACCACCUCACGCCGCGCACUCGGGGCUUCACCACGAGCCUGCAGUACUUUAGGGGCAAGAUACCCGCCAUUUAUAACAUACAGUUGGCAUUUGACAAAAACAGCAAGGUUCCACCUACAUUAACAAGUAUGUUGUUUGGCAAACCGGUGCACGCGCACUUGUACAUUGAGAGAAUACCCGUGGAGACCAUUCCCGAAGACGAGGCCGAAGCCGCCAAGUGGUUGCACGACGUGUUUGUAGUAAAGGAUAAAAUGCAGGAUUCAUUCUUUAACACGGGGGAUUUCUUCGCAGAGUCUGGAGUGGAGAAAGUAGAGCCUUUCCAGAGGCCUAACAGAAUAUACUCUCUGUUGAACACACUCGGCUGGGCCGUUGUGACCCUGACCCCUAUGUUGUACUACCUUCUGGGACUGUUGUUUAGUGGGAAACUCCUUUACUUUUCGAUUGGUGUGACUAUCCUCGCUGCAUUUUAUAUACUCCUUCAGAAGUCCAUUGGCAUGUCGAAAAUCAGUCAAGGUUCUUCCUAUGGAACAGAGAAAAACAAAUAGUAGUUAACUAAAUAAGGUAUGCAUUAGUGUAUAAAUAAAAAAAAAUUGAAUCUGUAAACAAAGAAGGUAUUGUUAUAAAAAAAUGUCUAAUGUUUUACAUCAUUUAAUAGAUUUUUUUAUGUUAUUUAUAUUUUUCUUGGCUUUGUUAUGUUUGUUUUGCAUAGCCGUAAUCUUGUACAUAACAGAUAGACCUUAGUCGAACGACACAGAUAUAAUUAUUAAUAGUUGAACAUUAUUUUUAGACUACAUAUUCAUUAUUUGUAUGUUAUUGGAAAGACUGUCUUUAAAAAGGUAAUCGCACACUGCAAUUUAGAAAUCCAUUUUGUACAUCUAAUUACACUAUAUCUAUAGUUUUAGUAAAAAAAUUGUAUAUUUAGUAAACAAAAAAAUAUUGAAUAGCGGCAGGCGAAAGCGACUUGGAGAAGGUUCAUUAUGGAUAAUUGCUUUACUGUACUUUCCCAGGGAAAUCUUAUGGAUACAAGCGAGGACGUCUUUAUGCCCACUUUGUAUUUGACUAUAAUAGGAACAUUUCCUGAGGAUACAUACGUUUUAGAAUUAAACAUAUUAUGUAGAUGGUUUUUGUCGGGUUUAGGUGACGUUGUCGUUUAAACUAGUCGGUUUUUCGCGGAAAAUAUGUGUAUGGCGGAAUAUGCAUGUAUUUUAUAUUUCUAAUUUUGAUAUUACAAUGCUAUAAAAAUCUUCCUCUCUGUAUACAACAGUUAAUUUCACAGACUGAUUUUAUGCAUUCAAUACACCGCCAUUUUAGCGCUCCAUGUGAUCGCUUAAAUGACGUCGCAUAUGUCAAGAGCCAUUUUUCUAUUGGUUGCAAGAACUUGGUAAUGAGAACGGUUAACAUCACUUACCAAACCGACCAAUAGCGAGUUAUUUACUUCACUGAGUUUCCCGGGAAUUUCACGACUUUUUAAACUAUUGAUGUAAGUUUAAUACAUGCCAAUAAUCUUUACAAAGAAAUAUCUGACCUUAAUUCGAUUCACACGCAUAAAUAUUCCCUAUGGUACAGUAAGGCAAUUAUUCACUGUCCAAACUAAAUAUUUUUAUUUGAUAAAUAAAUCUCUAAAUCUAUGAAAAAAAUUGUAAACCAUUUAUUUCUAUUAAUGGGGACAUUGGACAAGGAAGCUAAAUUUACAGGGAAUUACAUGAAAAAAAAAUAUUAUAUGGGUAUUCAUAUUAAUUUAAUCUAUGACUCAUAUCUGUACGUAAAAGUAGAGUAUUAUUUUGUAGUACAUAUAUUACAAGUAUAGCCAUAACAAAAUACAUAAAAAUUAUUGUAGCUACAUUGAAAGUAACAUACAUUGUAUUGUAGCAGGAAUAGUUAAAAUACUCCCAAUACAACCAUAAAAUAAAAGUAAAAUGGAAAUUUUAUAAUUGUUAGCCAUUGACCUCUUAUAAUAAAAGGACGCACAAUCAUGUAGAAAAUUUCACUUAAAAACUGGUCAAUUCUGCUUUGACAGUCUUAGAAUUAUACCUAAAAGUCUCAAAAUGUAGUCCAAUAUUCAAUAAAAUCCCAAAUUCAGAGCAAAUUCAACCUUAAGAAUAGAGUUUUAAGGUUGAAUUUGUAAAUGCGACUACUUGAAUUGAGUGAAAAAAAGUUGUUUGGCACUUAUUGAGUGGGGACGUUUUUUGGUCGCUGAUUGUGCAUCCACUUUUUAAUAGGAGAUCGAUGUUGUUAGCAUAUACUCGUAAUUAGGUUUAUGUUUUCAUGUAGGGAAAUAAACUCAAUACAUAUACGCGCAAAAAUUACUAAGAAUGUAUAAAAGUGUUAGUAUUGGAAAUGGUCUGAUAUUUUCUACUCGGUCUUGUAUUUUUAAGUACUAUUUUUUUUUUAUAACUGAUACAAACUUAUUUUUAUAUGUAUUUGACAUAGAUUAUUAUUAUCCACUUAUGGGUGAUGGUUUUGAUUUACAACUAUAUAACAUACAUUUUGUAUACUGUCUAUAUUUUGUAUCCUAACAUUAUUUUCAAACAUUUUGUAUUAACUAUACAGAUAUAAUGUAAAGAAUACACAAUAUUAUUACAAAUGUAUUUAUUAUAAGUCAAGUGCUAAGGAAUUUUGUGUUUGUGUACAAUGAUUUCUGUGUGUGAUACUAGAUUAAUUUAACAUUAUUAGGCUGAACUUUCUACAAAAAAGUUAAGUACUUUAGUUUAUAUAUUACACAAAGUAUGUGGGUACAUGAAUAAACGGUGAGAUUUUAUUACCUCUACCAACAAUUUUAUACUAUUAGGGCCUAAAGUGUGAUCCGAAUUUAACUACUCCACUGUACGUACACAUGCACAAUUUUGUAUUUACUUACAUUAUACAGGGUGCUGGGGAGUAUUUUUUAUAACUCUUGGAUUAUAUUCUUUACGUAUAUAUUGUUUUUACACUUCCUGAACACACAACUCGACAUUGUUGACAAUUAUUUAGAUAUUAUUUUGUGUGGCUAAAUAAAGUAAAAACAAUUAGCCACCUUUGUUCGCCUCAGUUUCUUUAGUGACAUGUCUAAUAAUAUAAAAUCUUUGACCUCUACUAGACUUUUCAGACAGACCUUGUAUGCUAGAUGUAACAAGCAGUUCUACUAUGACUGAAAAACUUUCUUGCUAUUUCUGUUUGAAGGAUAAGUUUGCCAGUAAUAACUCCAGCACCUGCAGGCUAAUUCACUAACUUUGACAUAAUAUGUUAGUCGACAUAAACGAAAUUGAGAUUCUAUGUAACAAAUGUCAUCCAGUGCCUACAGACAACCCUUCGGAUAUAUAGUAGGUAGAUGACAUUUCUCAGUUGAUUUGAUGUUCAUUUUAAUAGCUUGUUAAAAAUAAUGAAUAGGCCAGUUGACCUCUAUUCCAUUAUCACCUUUGAUUGAGGUUUCACAGUAAGCUAUGGUACAAAUGUGUUAGCAAGAUGAGGCAGUUGCAUAAUAUACUUAUAGCAAGUUUAGGCAUUAUUAUUGUUUUAUUACUGAAUAAAAAAGCACAAAAAUACAUUUUCAUGGACUAAUUUGGACACACACAAGCGAAUUGUAUAAAAUCUAUACUAAUAUUAUAGAGAAGAAAAUAUAAAAUAUUUUAGUAAUUGACAAAGACAAGACUGCCAACUUUGUUAUGAGAAUGCCACACAGUGAUCAUGAUGUAAUUUCAUGUCAUGAAAGCUGUGAUUGUCCAAUGGAUAUGACCUCUGCCACCGAUUCCAGAGGGUGUGGGUUCGAAUCCGGUCUGGGGUAUGCACCUCCCAACUUUUCAGUUGUGUGCAUUUUAAGAAAUUAAAUCUUACGUGUCUCAAACGGUGAAGAAAAACAUCGGAGGAAACCUGCAUACCAGAGAGUUUUCUUAGUUCUCUGCGUGUGUGAAAUUUGCCAAUCCGCAUUGGGCCAGCGUGGUGGACUAUUGGCCUAACCCCUCUCAUUCUGGGCGGAGACUCAGCAGUAAACCGAAUAUGGGUUGAUAAUGAUGACGUCAUUCGUCAGGUUAACAACUUGUAGAAUAGUGAUAGCUAGAGGUAAUAAUAUCACUGUAUUAAAAAAUUUGAAGUUCUUUCUCAUUUCUAGUGUUGUAUUAGCUUAUAUUUUAUUUAUUGCCUUACUUUGUAUGAAAACUUUAGAAAUAAUUGGCAUUUUGGUAAUUUGAGGCUCAAAACUAUUGAUUUUUGGUUUUAUUUUAAUUUGAAGCUGUAUACAUGCACAUGUUAGAUUAAUUUAUCAAAGAGAGUAGGAUUGGAUGUUCGUUGAUAGAUACUAUGUACAAGUAACUUGUUUACGAUUGUUAUGUAUAAACAUUUUUAUUAAACCCUUUUCAAUCAA